GAAGAAUAACUUUGACAGCGGAGACCUGAACUUGAGACUUCCUGUAGCGGUACUUUGUACUCAGACACCCGGAACGUUGCAGUUGCUGCUACGAUGUCGGUUUUAAUGAGUCGCCUGAUAGUUCACUAUAAUUCCAGUAUUAAAUUAGGUGCUUUAGCAUUCGCAGCAACUAGGAUGUACACCGCCCAACCAAAAAAGAACCCGGUGGUGUACUUUGACAUUGCCGCAGACAACGAGCCCCUCGGAAGAGUCACCUUCGAGCUCAAUGCUGAUGUGGUCCCUAAAACAGCAGAGAACUUCCGAGCCCUGUGCACAGGGGAGAAAGGAUUUGGGUACAAGGGAUCCACAUUUCAUCGGGUGAUUCCUCAGUUUAUGUGCCAGGGUGGUGAUUUUACCAACCACAAUGGCACUGGAGGGAAGUCUAUCUAUGGGCCCAGAUUCCCAGAUGAGAACUUCAUAUUGCAACACACAGGACCUGGUGUGUUGUCAAUGGCCAACGCAGGACCAAACACAAACGGAUCUCAGUUCUUCAUUUGCACCGCGAAAACGGACUGGUUAAAUGGAAAGCACGUGGUGUUCGGCCAUGUCGCGGAAGGGAUGGACGUGGUGUCGAAGAUGGAGAAGCUCGGCUCUCGAGGCGGGAGCCCCUCGAAGAGGAUCGUCAUCACCGCCUGCGGGGAGCUUGCGUAGCUGCCUCCCCCGGCUGUAAGACUGCCACGCUGACUGUGAAUUAAACAAUACUCCUUUACAA
Molecule: messenger RNA, 751 nt
Organism: Lepisosteus oculatus (spotted gar)
Lineage: Eukaryota; Metazoa; Chordata; Actinopteri; Semionotiformes; Lepisosteidae
Gene: ppifa
Product: peptidylprolyl isomerase Fa
Biological process (GO): regulation of mitochondrial membrane permeability involved in programmed necrotic cell death; cellular response to hydrogen peroxide; protein peptidyl-prolyl isomerization
Cellular component (GO): mitochondrion
Molecular function (GO): peptidyl-prolyl cis-trans isomerase activity
Source: RefSeq, a predicted model, not a curated record